AUGACUUCACAAGAAUCGAGACACAACUAUCAGGUGUUGAAUGCAGAAGAGAUUCGUAGGCGUAAGAAUGCGAAGAGAGGUAUCCAAUUUUGCAUUAUGGUUAUUGGAGAGACUGGAAGUGGUAAGACUACUUUCCUAAACAAUUUGUGUAACAGACAAAUCUUUGUUGAGGACGAACCUAUAGAUCCAAGCAAGGCUCAUAUGAACCCCGGACUAGAGAUCUUCACCCAUCAGGUACAACUACAUGAGGAAAACUCCACACCUGUCAGCUUGGACAUUGUAUUGGCUCCCGGGUUGGGGGACAAUAUUGACAACUCCAGAAUUCCUGGCCAGGUCGUGAAGUAUUUGGAAACACAAUUUGAUGCCGUUUUGAAGGAGGAAAUCAGGAUUAAGAGAAACACUAGGAUAACUGACACAAGACCACAUGCUUGUUUAUACUUCAUCAGAGCCACUUCCAGAGGGCUAAGAGAAUUUGACACCCAGUUGAUGAAGGAACUAUGUACCAAAGUGAACAUAAUCCCCAUUAUCAGUAAAGCCGACUUAUACACGGAGCAGGAGCUCAUCUUAAACAAGAAACUAAUUAUGAGAGACAUCAAGGCUAACAACAUCAAGAUAUAUGAUUUUGCGAAUGAUAAGCUUGAAGACACCUUGGUGCCAAUUGAUGACUUGUCCACCAAUGGCAGUAAUUAUGACAAUAUGAGCGAUGGCGGGCACAGCUUUGGCCGGGCUGGAUUUGAAGAUGGAGCCUAUACUAGUGAAGUGAACACUAGCACCAGGAUCCAAGAUAUGCUUCCAUUUGCUAUUGUCAGCAGUAACAAGAAGAAGCAGUAUCCAAAUGGCGAGGUGUAUCAUGUGAGAGAGUACCCAUGGGGAGAAGUGAGAAUAGAAGACCGCCUCCAUUCCGACUUUAUUUACUUAAAGAGUAUUCUAUUGGGUUCACACCUACAAGACUUCAAGGAUACGACACAUGAUGUUUUGUAUGAGAACUACAGAACUGAGAAGUUGAUGUCUAGGAACGAGGCUGCUUCUUCUGAAGCCGCUGCUGAGUCCACAGUAAUGACCUUUACUUUGGGGGAUGAUGGGUCAUGCGGCAAUAAUACAAUUGGAAAUAUGAACUCCAUCAGUAUGAACCAUGGGUCCAGUUAUGUCUCGCUCGGAGGGAAGAACCCCUACCACGAUGACGAAGAACAUGAGACGAUUGCUUUCAACAGCCCGCUUAACAAUGGCAACCACGAGGAUAGCCACGUCGCCACUAGCCGCACUAACAGUAGACCUCAAUCGAGCGCUUUCGCAAGUGACUACACUGGAGGACAGGAAGAUUACCUACAGAAUCAAAUUCAAAAGGGCAGACCCCAAGCCUACAAUGCAGAGUUGGAUUAUGUGCCUCAGGAAAAGGGAAUCAUCAUUUAA
This is a messenger RNA of Eremothecium gossypii ATCC 10895, 1410 nucleotides long. It is a transcript of the gene SPR28, whose product is annotated as septin SPR28. NCBI's taxonomy places the organism in Eukaryota, Fungi, Ascomycota, Saccharomycetes, Saccharomycetales, Saccharomycetaceae. Gene Ontology annotation, biological process: actomyosin contractile ring assembly; cytoskeleton-dependent cytokinesis; cellular bud neck septin ring organization. The record is from RefSeq and is marked provisional. The transcript has a single exon. Gene Ontology annotation, cellular component: microtubule cytoskeleton; septin ring; septin complex. Gene Ontology annotation, molecular function: GTP binding; GTPase activity; molecular adaptor activity. The coding region runs from base 1 to 1410 and encodes 469 amino acids.